Pistacia vera is the source of this 492-nucleotide messenger RNA. RefSeq names its product UDP-glycosyltransferase 76E2-like. The record is from RefSeq and is a predicted model, not a curated record. Lineage: Eukaryota; Viridiplantae; Streptophyta; Magnoliopsida; Sapindales; Anacardiaceae. Gene Ontology annotation, molecular function: UDP-glycosyltransferase activity. Bases 1 to 492 code for a protein of 163 amino acids. The transcript has a single exon.
AUGGCUUGGGGCCUAGCCAACAGCAACCAAACUUUCCUGUGGGUGAUUAGGCCGGAUCCUGAUAAUGGAGCAGAACCUAAUGAUUGGUUGCCUGAUGAAUUUAAAGAGACUGUGGGAGAAAGAGGCUACAUAGUGAAAUGGGCACCACAAAAAGAAGUAUUGGCACAUGGUGCUGUGGGAGGAUUUUGGAGCCACUGUGGUUGGAAUUCAACCAUUGAAAGUAUAAGUGAAGGGGUUCCAAUGAUUUGUAGGCCAUGUUUUGGGGAUCAAAAGGUGAACACAAGGUACAUCAGCCAUGUAUGGAGAAAUGGGUUUGAGUUGGAGAAUGAUUUGGACAGAGGGAAGAUAGAGAGAGCGAUUAAGAGACUGAUGGUGGAAAAAGAAGGGGAGGAGAUGAGGCAGAAGGCAGCAGAAUUGAAAGAAAAAAUCAAGAAAGGUGGAUCUUCUAAUAAUUCCUUGGAUGAAUUAGUAGAGCUUAUAACGUCAGUUUAA